Molecule: messenger RNA, 678 nt
Organism: Solanum pennellii
Lineage: Eukaryota; Viridiplantae; Streptophyta; Magnoliopsida; Solanales; Solanaceae
Product: cytochrome P450 76C2-like
Exons: 2
Coding region: 1-678 (225 amino acids)
Molecular function (GO): heme binding; iron ion binding; oxidoreductase activity, acting on paired donors, with incorporation or reduction of molecular oxygen
Source: RefSeq, a predicted model, not a curated record
AUGUCUCUCAAAUUCUCCAAACCUCUGUUUGAUUCUUUCUCAUGUCCCUGGCAAGAAUCAAAUAUUGAGCAAAAAGGUGCAUUUUUAUCCUAUGUUCUUGGUAUUAUAGGUUUACUAUGGUUUCUUUGGCUUUUCACUAACAAGUCAAAAAAGGGACAACCCCCAUUGCCACCGGGGCCUAAAGCUUUGCCUUUACUAGGUAAUCUCCAUUCUGUUGAACCUCAACUUCACACCUAUUUUGCUUCUCUUUCCCAAACUUAUGGCCCCAUUUGUAGACUCUGGCUUGGUAAAAAACUUGGCAUUAUUAUUACUUCGCCUGCCUUAGCUCGCGAAGUUCUUAAGGAACAAGAUACCAUUUUUGCUAACAUAGAUGAGCCUGCUGCUGGAAGAGAAAUGUCAUAUGGCGGUUUGGAAUCCUUUUGGAGCGAAAUGGCUCAGGCCGGAUUGCCUGUGAAUGUUGGUGAACAGAUGUUCUUGACUAUGUUUAACGUGAUUACAAGCAUGUUAUGGGGUGGCACAGUGAAGGGUGAGGAAAGAGCUAAUCUUGGGUCAGAGUUUAGGCAUGUUGUGUAUGGAAUUACUGAGCUGUUAGGUAUUCCAAAUGUUUCCGAUUUGCUUGGACUGGUUCGAUUUGCAGGGUGUUACAAAGAAGAUGAAAGUGUUGGCAAAGAGAUUUGA